GUUGUCUAGAUCAAGUUACAAUGAAGAUGAAGAUUCUCUCAUUCUCCCACAGCUCCAGAGCCAGCUCCCCUCUCCCUGGUUUUAUUGUUUUCUUCCUUAUUUGUUAUGUUCACAAGAUGGAAUCAGCAAAGUUCACAGUGAUUGGACCCCAUGACCCUGUCACGGCCAUCCUGGGUCAGGAAGCUGUGUUACCCUGUCACCUGUCCCCCCGGAUGAGCGCUGCAAACAUGGAGGUGAGAUGGUUCCGAUCUCAGUUUUUAUCCUUUGUGCACCUGUAUCGUGAUGGGAAGGAUCAGUAUGAAGGGCAGAUGCCAGAGUAUUGGGGAAGGACGGAGCUUUUGAAAGCUGGACUCACAGAUGGAAAUGUUCCCUUGAGGAUUCUCAAUAUUAGACGCUCUGAUGAAGGACAAUACCACUGUUUUGUUCAAGAUGAUAUUUUUUCUGAAGAAACCACAUUGGAACUGCGAGUAGCAGGUCUGGGCUCUGCUCCUCUCAUCUCUGUUGAGGGUCACCAGGAUGGGGGAAUCCGGGUGGUUUGUCGGUCAGCUGGUUGGUACCCAGAGCCUGAGGUGCUGUGGAAAGAUCUCAAUGGACGACAUUUACCAUCACUUUCCGAAACAAAAUCCCAAGGGGAUAACAACUUGUUUGAAACAGAAACUGUGAUCAUUGUAACAGAGCAUGCAAACCAAAACUUGUCCUGUUGCAUCAGGAACACCGUUCUCAAUCAAGAAAAGGAAUCAGCAGUUUAUAUAGCAGAUCCAUUUUUCCCGAGGGUGAAUUCCUGGAUGGUGGCUCUCAGCGUGAUCCUGGUGGUUUUGUUUGGUUUCCUUGGCCUCACUGUUUAUCUCUUUAAAAUGAAAGGGAAACUUACUGAAGAAGUUGGCAAACAAGAUCUAGAAAUUGCUCUCACUGUAGAAGAUGAUACUGUCAAUGGAGGUGGCCAUGAAGGACCCAUGCAGCCACAGCAACUGUCCAUCAGCCACUGGAAAGUAGCAGUGUCCCCAUGA
Messenger RNA from Chrysemys picta bellii (western painted turtle), 1007 nucleotides. The record is from RefSeq and is a predicted model, not a curated record. NCBI's taxonomy places the organism in Eukaryota, Metazoa, Chordata, Testudines, Emydidae.